Musa acuminata subsp. malaccensis (wild Malaysian banana) is the source of this 1035-nucleotide messenger RNA. RefSeq lists its product as uncharacterized. Gene Ontology annotation, biological process: SNARE complex assembly. Gene Ontology annotation, cellular component: endosome; lytic vacuole. The record is from RefSeq and is a predicted model, not a curated record. NCBI's taxonomy places the organism in Eukaryota, Viridiplantae, Streptophyta, Magnoliopsida, Zingiberales, Musaceae. Gene Ontology annotation, molecular function: SNARE binding.
ACCACCCAAUCCUCGACUUCGCUUCCUCAUCCUUCUCCUCCGUCGUUCGGCGGCGCGGCCGACAGAUCGAUCGAUGGGAGGCGAUCUCUACGCUCUGGACUUCGACGGCGUCCUCUGCGACAGCUGUGGCGAGAGUUCCCUCUCUGCCCUCAAGGCUGCUAAGAUCAGAUGGCCGUGGCUCUUCGGACAGGUGGACUCCGCCAUGGAAACAUGGAUCAUCGACCAAAUGCACAUCUUGCGUCCAGUGGUUGAAACAGGUUAUGAGAAUCUAUUGCUUGUUAGGCUGUUAGUGGAGCUUCAGGUGCCCUCAGUGCGAAAAUCAUCGGUUGCAGAUGGGCUUACUGUUGAGGCAAUAUUGGAGAACUGGUCGCAGAUGAAACCUAUAAUUAUGAAGGAGUGGGAUGAAGAACGAGAUGCUUUAAUUGAUCUUUUUGGAAGAAUAAGGGAUGAAUGGAUAGAUAAUGAUCUUUCAGGUUGGAUUGGUGCCAACAGAUUUUACCCAGGUGUCGCAGAUGCUCUGAGAUUUGCAAGCUCUCAACUCUAUAUUGUCACCACAAAGCAGGCCAGAUUUGCUGAUGCAUUAUUGCGAGAACUCGCUGGAGUAACUAUACCUGCUGAACGAAUUUACGGUUUGGGGACUGGGCCAAAAGUAAAAGUCCUAAAGCAGCUCCAAGAAAUGCCAGAACAUCAGGGUCUCUCUCUUCACUUUGUGGAAGACCGUCUUGCAACUUUAAAGAAUGUUAUCAAAGAGCCCGCAUUAGCCGGAUGGAAUUUAUACCUGGGUAGAUGGGGUUAUAAUACUGAGAAAGAGAGGGCAGAAGCAGAAAGCAUUCCGAGGAUUCAGCUAAUAGACCUAUCGGACUUCAGCAAGAAACUUAAAUAGAUUUUCUUGGCUAUUAUUCUGAACAUGUUGGUGAACACAACACUUUUUAUAGUGAUAACAUACUUCAAAUGUUGAUAAUUUAUUCAAGUUAUAUGUUCCCAUGUUUAAACCAAAUUUUAAAUCUAAUCUAUCUCCUUCCUUUUUCUAUUAUA